CCAAUCGCAGUGGGAAUGAUGCGUUUGGCGCGUUUUACUCAGAGUUUCUCGUUUAACAAGAAUGCCGCCAAGCAUCGCGGCAGCGGCAGCAGCAACGGAAACGGAAACGGCAACGCGACCGGAAACGGAAACGGCCAGGGGUUAGGUGGCAGCUGCAGUGCCAACGGCCUGGCAGCCAGUGGCGGCGUUGGAGGGGGCGGUGGGAGUGGCAGCGGCAGCGAAGGCGGUGGGUGUGGCAGCGGUAGUGGGAGCGGAAGCGGAAGCGGCAGAGGCAGCGGCAGCGGAAGUGGGAGUGGCAAGCGGAAAUCAAAGACAAGAACAAAGUGCUUCGGUGGCACAGUGUUUCGGUGUUGCCUCCCUUGUCGCGGGGGCGGCUCCGCAGCCCCCGCCACAAGCCCGCCCCAAACACCCGCCCAGUCGCCGGAGGAGUUCAAGGCCAUUGGCGGUCCAGAGGAUAAUAGCAACAGUGGUCUGGAGAAGCCCAAGGACCAUAAGCGGGACACCCAGGAGCGGAACAACGGCAACAGCAGUGCGGACGAUCUGCUGAACCGCACCGGAUACGAAUCGCGAUCCGGAUCCGAGCUGGAUCUGUACGGCAGCAAGAAGAAGCACUCGCUGGCGGACACCAUCGACACAUCGGCGACCACCCCGAUCUCCCUGAAGACCCUCAUCAACGACGUGGACGAGGAGCUGGACCAGCAGUUGAGUGCGGCGGACAUAGCAGCCGCCAGCUUGGCCAGCGGUCUGGUCGCCCGCCGAGCGGAACCGGAAACGCUGAGCGACGCCAGUGUCUCACCCACCGCGGUGGUGCAGCAGCAGCAGCAGCCACCAUCUUCGCAAUCACAGCCACAUUUGGUGCCCAGCAGCGGGAACAUCCUCAGCCAGGUCACCCUGUACAGCGGCACAAAUCCCGGCCAGAAUCCAGGACAGAAUCAGGUCCAAAGCCCGAAUCCCAAUCAGAGUUCCAGUUCGAGCUCAAGCUCGAAUACCAGCCAGAAUCAACAGCGCUGCAGUUGCCAGCCGCAGACUUCCCCAUUGCCGCAUAUCAAGGAGGAGGAGGAGUCCGAGCAGGCCAACUCCAAGCACCAGUCGAUCCUCAAGGAUCAGCAGCAACUGCCACCGCCGAUCACCGUAGGCAGUGGCUACUGUGGCAGCUGCGAGAGCGUGCACCACUCCUCGGCCACCUCGUCGUCGGCGGGCACAGUGCCCACUGGCAGUCAGCCACCGCAGGAGUAUAUUGCAGGUACCUCCUCGACGCCCUCGCCGCGCAUCAAACUAAAGUUCCGCAAGCCGCACAAGUCCUGCUGGUCGCGCAUCGUCCUUGCGCCCAUCGGAUCGACGGGCGGCUCCUCGUCGGCCACCACUGUCAUCGGCAGCAACUCGAACGAGACCUUGGCCUCCAGCAGCACCACCGGCGGCACCGCCACCCAAAACAGCACCCAAAACAGCAGCAGCGUCAGCGUCGCCGCCCACCACCGGCUGACCUCGUCGUCGGCCUCCGCCCUCGCCUCCUCGCACCCCAGCAACUCGCAGCUGCUGCCCACCAGCAAGAUGCAGGCCGAGCAGGGGUCCAUCGGCGACCUGCAGAAGUACCACAGUCGGUACCUCAAGAACCGUCGCCACACGCUGGCCAACGUUCGUUUCGAUGUAGAAAAUGGCCAGGGCGCUCGAUCACCGCUCGAGGGCGGCUCUCCCAGCGCCGGUUUGGUUCUACAGAAUUUGCCGCAGCGUCGCGAAUCGUUUCUAUAUCGCUCCGAUUCCGACUUUGAGAUGUCGCCCAAGUCCAUGUCCCGAAACUCAAGCAUCGCUAGCGAAAGGUUUAAAGAACAGGAAGCCUCUAUACUCGUUGACCGAUCCCAUGGCGAGGAUCUCAUUGUGACGCCUUUCGCCCAAAUUUUAGCCAGCUUACGUUCAGUGCGCAACAAUUUAUUAAGUCUGACAAAUGUUCCAGCAUCAAACAAAUCCAGGCGGCCCAACCAAUCCUCGUCGGCCUCCCGAUCGGGAAAUCCCUCGGGAGCACCACUGUCCCAGGGCGAGGAGGCCUACACCCGCCUGGCCACCGACACCAUCGAGGAGCUGGACUGGUGCCUCGACCAGCUGGAGACCAUCCAGACCCAUCGCAGCGUCUCCGACAUGGCCUCGCUCAAGUUCAAACGCAUGCUCAACAAGGAGCUGUCACACUUCAGCGAGUCCAGCAGAUCAGGAAAUCAGAUUUCCGAGUACAUUUGUUCCACAUUUUUGGACAAGCAGCAGGAGUUCGACUUGCCGUCGCUGCGCGUGGAGGAUAAUCCGGAGCUGGUGGCCGCCAAUGCCGCCGCCGGCCAGCAGUCCGCCGGCCAGUACGCCCGCUCCCGCUCCCCCCGCGGCCCGCCCAUGUCGCAGAUCAGCGGCGUGAAGCGGCCCCUUUCGCACACCAACAGCUUCACCGGCGAACGGCUGCCCACCUUCGGUGUGGAGACGCCCAGGGAGAACGAGCUGGGCACCCUGCUCGGCGAGCUGGACACCUGGGGCAUCCAGAUAUUCAGCAUCGGCGAGUUCAGCGUCAACCGGCCACUCACCUGUGUGGCAUACACCAUAUUUCAGAGUAGAGAAUUACUGACCAGUCUUAUGAUACCACCGAAAACUUUUCUUAACUUUAUGACUACUCUGGAGGACCACUACGUCAAAGACAAUCCGUUUCACAAUUCGCUGCAUGCCGCCGACGUGACCCAGAGCACCAAUGUGCUACUCAAUACACCGGCGCUGGAGGGCGUCUUCACACCGCUCGAGGUGGGCGGGGCUCUGUUCGCCGCUUGCAUCCACGAUGUUGAUCAUCCCGGCUUAACCAAUCAGUUCUUGGUUAACUCAAGUUCCGAACUAGCAUUAAUGUACAAUGACGAAUCUGUUUUGGAAAAUCAUCAUUUAGCUGUUGCCUUUAAAUUAUUGCAAAAUCAAGGAUGUGAUAUAUUCUGUAAUAUGCAAAAGAAACAACGCCAAACAUUGAGGAAAAUGGUUAUUGAUAUUGUGCUGUCCACGGACAUGUCCAAGCACAUGAGUCUGCUGGCCGACCUGAAGACAAUGGUGGAAACCAAGAAGGUGGCCGGCUCCGGCGUCCUGCUGCUGGACAACUACACCGAUCGCAUACAGGUGCUCGAGAAUCUGGUGCACUGCGCCGAUCUGAGCAAUCCCACCAAGCCGCUGCCGCUUUACAAGCGCUGGGUGGCCCUGCUCAUGGAGGAGUUCUUCCUGCAGGGCGACAAGGAGCGCGAAUCGGGCAUGGACAUCAGUCCCAUGUGCGAUCGCCACAACGCCACCAUCGAGAAGUCGCAGGUGGGCUUCAUCGACUACAUCGUCCACCCACUGUGGGAGACCUGGGCGGACCUGGUGCACCCGGAUGCCCAGGACAUACUCGACACGCUUGAAGAGAACAGAGACUACUACCAGAGCAUGAUACCGCCCUCGCCGCCGCCGUCGGGGGUCGAUGAGAAUCCGCAGGAGGACAGGAUACGCUUUCAAGUAACCCUGGAGGAGUCCGACCAGGAGAACCUCGCCGAACUGGAGGAGGGCGACGAGAGUGGCGGCGAGAGCACCACCACCGGCACCACCGGAACCACCGCCGCCUCCGCGCUGGGCGGGGCUGGGGGCGGUGGCGGUGCCGGCGGGGGCGUGGCACCCAGGACGGGUGGCUGCCAAAACCAACAGCAACACGGUGGAAUGUGACGGAGAGUCGUGGGAAUUUAUCGCAAAUUACAGGAAAAGGCUCACAACUUUUUCCUAUUACGUUAGUGACUACUAUUAACACACAAAAACCAAACAAAAACCAAAAACGAAAAACUACAAAAAAAAAAACAAAGAAAAACUCUUGGAAAAAAUUAAAAAAAAAAAAUACAAAAAAAAACCAAAAGCCAACUAAGGAAAUAUUAAACAAAUGUUUAAAGCAUACAAAAAAUCCAAACAGCAAUAGCAAAAGUACCGUUUAACUUAUAAAGCCUAGAGAAAAACGAAAAAGGAAAUUAGAACUUACUUAAUGGAACACCGAGAUUGAUGUUGAAAAUACACUGAAAAAAGAGCAUGAGGAGAAGAGCUAACUAAGAGAAAUCUUACAUAUUGUUAAAAACACAAACACACACACUAAAUCCAAGACAAAGCAAAAGUAAUGAGAAAACCAAUUGAUAAGUAAUACUAAGAAGAUACCCAAACUCCCGCCCUAAGUCCCCAAAAAAGUAAUAUCCCCCACUAUAUAUAGACGAUUUUUGUUGCAUGCGUAGGCAAAUGAUUUUUGUUAAAUUCAUCUGAAGAAGGACAUCAUCAAUCGGAGGAAAAGCCCCCAACCAAUUACCCUCUUUUAAACCAUUGACUAAAGUGAAAUAUUAAAAAAAAACAACCAACCAAACGGAAAGAAAUAAUUAAUACGACUUAGCUUAAGAGAAGUUUUUAAGUUUUGAAUGUUUUGCAUGCCCCGAACAGAUUCAUUUUACUCGAUUGAUUACGUUAGAUCUAACUUAUAACCGAUAAACGAUAACAGCAACACAUAUGGAGUUUUUUAUGAUUUAGACCCCAGCGAUAGAAGCGAAAACAAAACAAACAACCAUGUUAAGUGUAAGAACCCAGUGAAUUAAACCAAAAUUGAAAGCCACCCGAGUUAAAACCAUUUAAUUAAAAAUCUAAAUCUAAAUCCCAAACCCCCAAAAAGAACAGUCUACAGCCAGACUGUAGUUGUAUAGUAAUAUAUAUGAUAUAAAUAUUUUUUUUUUAAUAUUAUUUGUAAAUAAUUUAAAUGUUGGACUCGAAUUUAAAUCAAGCGGCUAGCAAAUGUUGCAGCUAAACUAAAACUAAAAUGAAAACAAAGCCAAAAACACACAUAAAUACGAAAGUAAGUGGAGAGAUGGGAGGAAAGGAAAAACUAUUGUACAAUUAGCUAAAGAAUUUCCAUUUCAAUUUUCAAUUUGAAUUGCGAUUUGAUUUGCUUCCAGAAAAAAGAAAAGGAGAAAGAGAAGAAGGAGAAGAAGGAGAAGGAGAAAGGGAGAAGAAAAUAGAGAGAGAUGAACCGAAAAUAAUGUCAAACGCUGUCUUCGCAAAUAUUUUUCGCUAUAUAUUACUUAUAUCAUUAUUUACUAGUUACUAAGCUACUUACUGAGCCACACAAUUUCAAAAUGAAAGAGACAAGACACUCGGACGAGAAAGAGAGGGAGCAUUAAUGAAUUUAGUGAACAAACUUAACUGGCAGAAAGCGAAAGCACACAAUUUACAAAUCACAAACCACCAGAAAAGACUCUUCAAGCACAAGCAAUUUUUAGUUUUCCAAAUGCAAAACCAAAGCAAAGCAACACACAAAAAAAAAA
Drosophila suzukii is the source of this 5321-nucleotide messenger RNA. RefSeq names its product phosphodiesterase dunce (gene dnc). Gene Ontology annotation, molecular function: 3',5'-cyclic-AMP phosphodiesterase activity. Gene Ontology annotation, cellular component: cytosol; nucleus; perinuclear region of cytoplasm. NCBI's taxonomy places the organism in Eukaryota, Metazoa, Arthropoda, Insecta, Diptera, Drosophilidae. The record is from RefSeq and is a predicted model, not a curated record. Gene Ontology annotation, biological process: signal transduction.